CCCUCCCGCAUCCCCGAAGGGGCGGCCGUCUCUCCCCUUCCCUGCCGCGGUCACGCCCGGCCGGGCCCGGCCCAGCCCAGCAGCACCUCCCGACUCGCGGGGAUUUCCUCCGCGCCGGAGCCGCCCCCGCCGCAAUCCCUCCCGGCCCGGCGGCGGCCCGUCCCCGGAGGCGCUUCCUUCCUGCGGCCGGAGCUCUAUAAAGCGGCCGCCCUGGUCGGCGGCAUGACAGAGAUUCGCCGCGCCGGCCGCCCGCCAUGCGGCGGCUCCCGCUGCCGCUGCUGUUGGCCGGACUGGGGCUGGGGCUGGGGCUGGGACUCGGCGAGCUGGAGCCGCCCGUCCCGUCGGGGGCGCAGUGCCUGGAGCACGACUGCUUCGCCGUCUUCUGGACUCCGGGGUCCUUCGCGGCUGCCAGCGCGGCCUGCGAGCGGCACGGCGGCCACCUGAUGACCGUGCGCUCCACGGUGGCAGAGGAUGCGAUCGGGCUGCUGCUGCGGAACCGCGGCGGGCGGCUGUGGCUGGGGCUGCGGCUGCCCACCCCGUGCACCGAGCCGGAGCGGAGGCUGCGCGGCUUCCAGUGGGUGACCGGAGACACCCGCACCGACUACGACAACUGGGCGCCGUCGGGGCGGCGUUGCGGGCAGCUGUGCGUGGCGGUGUCCCGGGAGCUGAGCUGGGAGGAGCGGCGCUGCGAGGAGCCGGCCGACGGCUUCCUCUGCGAGUACAACUACCCCGACAGCUGCCCCCGCCUGCCGGCCGCCGACGGCGCGUCCCUCACCUACCGCACUCCCUUCGGCGCCGCCGGCGGCGACUUCCUGGCCCUGCCGCCCGGCUCCACCGCGUUCGUCUCUCCGAUGGGGCUGCAGCUGCUCUGCGAGGCUGCGGCCGUCGGAGGGAGGACGAGGUGGGGCCGCUCCGAGCCGGGCGCCUGGCCGUGCCGCCUGUCUAACGGCGGCUGCGAGGGAAGCUGCGAAGAACUGGAUGGGACUCCGCGCUGCUCCUGCCCCACCGGCAAAAAGCUCGGCCCCGACGGGCGCGGCUGCCUGUCUCCAUGCGCCGGUGCUCCCUGCGAGCAACACUGCGUGCCCGACGGGGAGAGCUUCCACUGCAUGUGCUCCGAGGGCUACCAGCUGGGCCCCGACGGCAGCAGCUGCCAGGACGUGGAUGACUGCGUCAAGGUGCCCGAGGUGUGCGAGCAGGUCUGUCACAACACCGAGGGCGGCUUCGAGUGCCUCUGCCACCGUGGCUACGAGAUGGUGGAAGGGCACUGCAUGCCCGUCCCCAACUGCAGCACUGGCCCCUGCGACCACAUCUGCGAGGACGUGCCCGGCAGUUACCGCUGCAGCUGUGAUGACGGCUAUGUUGUCGACCUGAAGAAUCCCACCCAGUGUGUGAGGCAAUGUGAGGAUGGCAGAUGUCUGGCUGAGUGCGAUGCCACCGGCCUCUCCUGUGUUUGCCCCGAUGGCUUUGUGACAGACCACCUGCCUGAUGGUGUCACACUCUGCGUUGACAUCGAUGAGUGCGAGAAUAACUACUGCGACCACAACUGCACCAACACGCCCGGCAGCUACACGUGCCACUGCCAACCUGGCUAUGUGCUCGUUGAUGUCAACGACUGCAAACCCAUCUCAAUGGAGGACAACGUGGAUGAGUACUCAGGAGAUUCUGGGCCCUCCCUGCCCUUCCCCAGCCGUGUCCCACCCAAGGCAGAGCACCUGCACCCUGGGGCUCUGGUGGGCAUCACAGUGGGCGUGCUGUGUGGGGCUCUGGUGCUGCUGGCUGUCGGCUACCACCUGGCAAGGAAGCGCUGCCAACCCCCCAGCUCUAUGGAGUACAAGUGUGGCAGCCCCCGUGAGAAGGAGAUGGGGCUCCAGCAGGUGUCCGCCAGCCAGAAGGUGUAGGGAGCCUGGCGAUGCACAGGAGACGGAUGGAACUGGGUAACGUUUGGUUGUAACCCCCCUGGUUUUGUAAAGAGAAAGCAAGGAAAGCAGUUCGUGUCAUUGGCUUCUUGUGUUUCCCGUGUCUGUUGCAUACGGACCUCUGGCAGCGGAGCACUCAGAUUGCCAGCAGUGCAGGGACCCCGUGGAGCUCACCGUGGUGGGGUUAAAGUGCUGAUUUCUUUCCCCUCCCACCAUUUGGGGACUGUUUGGGGGUGCAGUGGGUAUUACAGGAGCACUGGGGUCAUUUGUAGGAAGGGCAUUUCCAGUGCUGGUGAUACUGUGCCUUUUUCCUCUUGUGUUUUUCCUUUAUAUUUUUCAUCCUUUUUAAAUUUUUUCAUCCAGGGAUGAGUUGAAUUUGUGUGGAUGUUGAAGGCAAAACUUCCUGGUGAUGUUUGUGUUCCGGACCUUGCUGCUUGCUUUGCAGGUGUGGGCUGGAGGGUAAAUGGGGUGGGAAAGAAGAGUUGGAGGGGGGAAGAUCCCUGAAGCAGCCCCCGAGGCUGUCAGUGCUGAGGGUCUGUGCCCGAGUAGGGGCAGCUGCCACAGUGCCAAGCUUUUCAGAUGGGAUUUUGGGCUUGGAGCUGAGGUUUGUCUGUGCCCCUCAGGCACAGAGCAAUGCAGCAGCCCCUGAGAUGAACGCCAGCUCCACACUGCCCCAGUUGUCGCUUUCCUGAUGUAAAUGGUUGAACCCACUGUUUUAUACACCCAGCACAUGUGUAAAUACUUAUUUAUUUAUUGGAAAUAUACCCUACGCCACGCGCAAUCACCUCGUGAUGUUGUGUGCAGACCAAUAAAGCUUUUACUGUCUGAUUUAUAGAAA
Molecule: messenger RNA, 2754 nt
Organism: Coturnix japonica (Japanese quail)
Lineage: Eukaryota; Metazoa; Chordata; Aves; Galliformes; Phasianidae
Gene: THBD
Product: thrombomodulin
Cellular component (GO): membrane
Molecular function (GO): calcium ion binding; transmembrane signaling receptor activity
Source: RefSeq, a predicted model, not a curated record